This is a messenger RNA of Odobenus rosmarus divergens (Pacific walrus), 495 nucleotides long. RefSeq names its product ybeY metallopeptidase (putative) (gene YBEY). The transcript has 4 exons. The coding region runs from base 1 to 495 and encodes 164 amino acids. NCBI's taxonomy places the organism in Eukaryota, Metazoa, Chordata, Mammalia, Carnivora, Odobenidae. Gene Ontology annotation, molecular function: metalloendopeptidase activity. The record is from RefSeq and is a predicted model, not a curated record. Gene Ontology annotation, biological process: rRNA processing.
AUGAGCCUGGUGCUCAGAAACCUGCAGCGCGCCGUGCCCGUCAGGAGGGGGCGCCUUCGCAGGAGGAUGGAGACCGUGAGGCGCAUCCUCGGGGUGCAGAAGUUCGACCUGGGGAUCGUCUGCGUCGACAACAGGAGUAUUCAGCGCAUCAACAGAAUCUACAGAGAGAAGAACAUCCCAACUGAUGUGCUUUCCUUUCCAUUUCAUGAGAAUAUAAAAGCGGGGGAACUUCCCCAGCCUGAUUUUCAAGAUGACUACAAUUUGGGGGACAUUUUCCUAGGAGUGGAGUAUAUCUUCCAGCAGUGCGAAGGGGACGAGGACUACUAUGACGUCCUUACUGUGACUGCCACCCAUGGGCUCUGUCACCUGCUGGGCUUCACACACAGCACAGAGGCUGAGUGGCAGAAGAUGUACCAGAAGGAGAAGCAGGUUCUCGAGGAGCUGAGCCGGCACACUGGAACCAGGCUCCAGCCUCUGAGCAGAGGCCUCUUCUGA